AUGCCCGAACGUCGCAAUCCCACCAGCGCCAAUGCACCCAUCCGCCCCUCCGUCCGCCGUAGUCUCUUUCCCUCCCACCUGCGCACCUCUCACACCGCAUCCACCACCCCUUCGCACACCUAUUCUCACACCACCCCCACCAACCCCGCCCCCUCGCAUCCCAUCCCAUCGCUCCCCCGUCGUCCAACCACUUCCUCAACCAGCACAUCUGCCGAAACGCUUCGUCUAGACCACGCAUCCACAUUUCCUUCGCAUUCCUCACACUCCAACGAUCGCGAUGCGAAUUUUCAUUCCUUCUCGCAUAAUGGACAUGAAAGGAAUGGGAGUCGGAACAAUAGUACCCUGUCGUUUGAUGGCACGACCGAUAUAGUAAUGCGGGAUAAGAAUGGCGAUUUUGAUAUUGGGAGUAUGAUGAUAGGAGGGGGGAUAGAUCCGGGAGGGGAUCUGUCGCUUGGAGCUGAUGAUGAGGAUAUGGUUGGGGUUGAGGGAGAGGAGGAGAGAGAAAGACAACGCCUCAAUGAUUCGAUAAAACAUCAUCAACGAGAUCGCAAUCGUGCGCCGAGUGAACCCGCCGAAUUACUAGAAGCAGUACGGAAUAGUCUACGCGCGAAGACAGCUGCGCUAUCAGAUGAUAACUGGAUGUAUGAAGCGGAAAAUGAAGGGGUUGUUCGAUAG
Messenger RNA from Botrytis porri, 675 nucleotides. RefSeq lists its product as uncharacterized. The record is from RefSeq and is a predicted model, not a curated record. Bases 1 to 675 code for a protein of 224 amino acids. Lineage: Eukaryota; Fungi; Ascomycota; Leotiomycetes; Helotiales; Sclerotiniaceae. The transcript has 3 exons.